Messenger RNA from Maniola jurtina (meadow brown), 3573 nucleotides. RefSeq names its product CAAX prenyl protease 2 (gene Sras). Lineage: Eukaryota; Metazoa; Arthropoda; Insecta; Lepidoptera; Nymphalidae. Gene Ontology annotation, biological process: CAAX-box protein processing. Bases 130 to 993 code for a protein of 287 amino acids. The record is from RefSeq and is a predicted model, not a curated record. The transcript has 6 exons. Gene Ontology annotation, cellular component: endoplasmic reticulum membrane. Gene Ontology annotation, molecular function: metalloendopeptidase activity.
CAGAACACAGACCACGAAUCCGGAGAUUCAGAAAUUCUGAAUAUAAAUGUUCCUUGUUCUGAAUUCAGAUUCAGAAAUUGGUGCAAAAUUGGUGUUAUUUCUUGAAGUUCGUAAUAUUAAAACGUUAUCAUGUCUCUUUUUGAUCUAACUGAUCCAAAUACCUGCCUAUACUCGGGACUGGCGUGUGUAUUUUUAACAUUUUCUUACGUUGGCAGUUUAUACAUUUGGAGAUCUAAAUUAAACAGAGAUCACCCAACAACUAUCAAGAGAAGAUUUUUCAGUGUGUUUUGUAUGAUGCUGCUGGCACCAGUGUUUACAUACACACUUCUGAAAGAAGAGACCUUGGAAAGAGGGAGCCUCUAUGAGUACAUGGGUUUCCGAAUGUCUGGAAUGAUUGCAGCAUUAAUUGUCCCCUUGCUUCUAACUGCCACUUUAUUUUUGGGACCAUUGACAAUGCAUUUUAUAGCUGGAACUUGGAAAUUAUAUGCAGAUCCUCUGUAUUGGAUAUCAAGUUUUCAGGAUCUAGUGUGGUUGCGCAACCAUGUGAUGGCUCCUAUAAGUGAAGAGUGGGUGUUCCGGUCUUGUAUGAUGCCAUUGCUGCUUCAGUGUUUGGAUCCACUCACUGCUGUGUUCACAGGGCCAUUCCUGUUUGGUAUUGCCCAUUUCCAUCACUUGCACGAACUAUUGUCUGGAGGGCAUUCAAUUAAAUCUGCAUUAUUUAUCUCCUUGUUUCAAUUCUCAUUUACGACUGUAUUUGGUGCUUAUUCAGCUUAUUUAUUUUUACGAACUGGUCACUUCUUCGCGCCGCUGGUCGCCCACAUAUUUUGCAAUCAUCUAGGAUUUCCAAAUUUCUUUGAAGUAUUUCACUUUCCGAUGUUACAGAGAAUUCUUAUUAUACUGAACUUUUUCCUAGGUCUUUUCCUUUGGAUUUACUUGCUCAUACCUCUAACCAGCCCCUACAUCUAUGACAAUAGACUGGAGUUAUUAACUUGACUUUAUUAGUCUGUGUACCGGUUGCAUGUUUUUUUUUACAAAAAUGCAAACGAAACUUUCGUUUACAUAUGACCAGUGUUGUACGAUUUCUUUUUACGCAAGUGUUAAGGCAGAAACAUACCAUAUAUAUAUAUAUCAUAAUUUAGAGCAAAAUUACACGUUACGACGCGAUUUAGAACUAGUAACAACGAUUCACUCUCACGCUUUUUUACUAUACGAGUAUUCAUUCCCAUUAAAUAAAUUAAAAAAUCUUAUUAUUCUUACUAUUUAUAACUUUUACAAGUACCUACCUUUGUAAGAAGAUUUGCUUAUAAGGCCGCGGAUACUAAAUUACGACUUUACUAAUGGAAACAGUCUUAUUUUAUACCUAUUGAUUUGAUAUCUACUCAAAGCAUUUACCUUAAUGUUGUCAAUUAAUUAGUACUAUGUACUUAUUAUGUGAGUAAAACUUACAGGUAUAAUCGUUGAUCGCAGUCACGUCAUAUUAAGUAUGUUUCGCUGUUAUUGAUUUCAUUUUCCCGGUAAAAAUACAGGGUGUGCUUAUUAUGUUACUAUGUAGAAUUCUUUAGGCUAUUUAACAUGUUUUAUACGUAAUAAAUGUAACUUAUUUAUAACUCAACGUCCAUUCUCCUAAUACAUAGUCUUAAGUAUAAGAUUAAUUUUUGAAAGAACAAUCAUGCGAAAAGACGCGUGGUAGAGAUAAUUGUAUAGGUCAAUAUACUAUGUAAAUGUUAGUUACUGCCAUUGUGAAUUCGUAAAUCUACACGUGACUUUAUUAGUGCGCACAAAACAAAUAGUCCAACACGAGUCCAACAGUCCUAGAUAAGAGUACAGUCUAGUCCUAUAGUAUAGUCCAGUCCUAUAGUACAGUCCUAAAGUAACUAAUAGUCCAAUAGUGAAUACGAGGUGUAUGACUGCGCAUUGUACAAAAACAGAUCUCAGCCAGGCUGUCGUCAAAAUAGAUAGUACUGUAAGGCGAUUCUAAAACCUCUAAAAUUUCACCGUGUAUUUGAACUUAUAACUUAAACUAACUUUAACUAUACUUUUAACUUUAACUAUACUUACUGAUUGUUCAGUAUUCAUUGCUCAAUAUCUGUACAGCUUUUAUGUAAUUUAAGUUUAAUUGUACCUACUCUUUUCGUAGGUACACUUUCAUAUGAAAGCCUCAUGUGUUUGUGCCAUAAAAUAUCAUAGGUAUAUGUAUUAUAUUACUGUAUUCCGUAAAGGAAGGCAAUGGAAUGGGACCACAACGCGAGAGUGGCGAAACUUGCGUACUGUUUUCUUUGAGCGCUGUGGCCUUAAUGAAGGCUCUGGUUUUAUUCUCAGCAGGGACAAUUUUAGGCAUUUAUAAUUUCUAGCUUGGUUUGGUCUGGUUGGCGGCUUCGGUCGUACCUAGUCUACGCCUAGAAACCAAUUAGGGAUAUGACGAUGAUGGACUCCUUUUAUUCCUUCGUGGAACUUCGGGCUGCAAUAAUUGUUUUCCAUGUGUUCCUAUCUUUGGCUGCUGCCUUGACAUAGUUCCACCAGUCCCACUCUUUUAAGGUCUGCUUCAAUUAGGGGUACCUAUGGGUUUAAUCAAAAUUAUCACACCCUUUUUACACUAGCCUGCUACUAAAUCAUCUGACCACUUGUCCUGUACAACAAUGAUGCGAACCGAAUACCUCACGUCAAGGUGCGUUCGCCGAAUUCUAGCUUUAUAUCUUCAUUUUUAAGUUAAGGGGAUGAUUUUUAAUGCAUUCGAACUGAUCUUUUGAACUUCUGUUUGCUAAAAAUAGGAUAGUUGCAAUUUUAAUAUUUUGUGGGAACUCGGCAAGCUGUACCGAAUAAAAACCCAUCAUGCUGAUUGUUUGAGAAAUAAAAUAUAACGGUUCUGAAGGGUUAAAAGGGUUCUGAAUUCGUUAAAUUUUUUCGGCACUCAGUUGAAAAUCCUUAUAAAAGGACUUGGUCAAGACGAAUAAUUCUAACGUCUAUGAUUGAAUCAGAGAGUUACCUACACCGCACAAACUGACGAUGGCGUCACUAAAUACAAUAGUAUGUCUUUAUCGUUUGUACUCGUGUGACAGAGAUGUACUAUAAAACUAUACUCUAUCCACGGAGAGAAGUUAAUAUAGCGCUCUCUGUGUUACGUAAUCCCAUACUUACUGGCAGAAACAAAUAAAUCAGUGGGCGUUAACCAUUUUGAGUAACCAACCAAUCACAAACGAACCUUUUUCUGUACAAUCCACGAAAAUAGAUAUUACGAAAAAAAUAAGUUCGUUUGUGAUUGGUUAAUCACUCAAAAUGGUUAACGCCCACUGACUUUUUGUCUUUGUCAUUUGUAUGGGUUUGACCUAAGAAAUAAAAUUAAUUUAGAUUAAAAUGUAACUUCGAAGAAGCUUACGUUAUUUCAACAUUUUGUGUAACUAGUCAAUUGAUGUAACUUUGUAUUAUCGUAUACUAACUUUAAGUUGCAGGUUUUUAUUAUAGCUUGAAUCAUAAUGAUAAGAACUUGAUAAUGUUUGUAUUAUGGUUACCAUGAUAAAAUUGUGCUAAUCUACUAUAAGUGUCAAUUUACAAGUCAUUAAACUAAUUUUACAUGUA